AUGGCGAAGCUCUUUGCUCCCUUCCAGACGGAGGCGUCCGAUGCCCUACGAGUCCCCCCCACCGCCUCUCUGGCUGUGAGUAACGUGAAGAAGUACAGUAGUUACAUUCCGGAUUCGAGAAUACGGGUGAGAGAGAUUGUGGUUCGACUGCAGCGCCGUUUGCGUUUUUCCCUUCGGGCCCACAAACGCCUCCUGCUUGGAAUGUGCGGUACCGUCGUUGUGGUGUACGCGCUUCAAAAGGCUGGGCGCGUCUGCGGAGCACGGCAUUUCCCGCAGUCUGCGCAGCGCACUGAGAGUAAGCCUGCCUUCGGUCAGGGGAAUUGGCGCGUGUGGGACUUCCUGUCUGCUUGGGUGCAGGGGGCACUGAACUCCCCGUUAGGCACAUCGACCUUUCACCAGGUGGGGGAGGACGAUGAUGACGUCAACUUUGUGGACGCCUCGGAAAGCGCCUUCCGCAUGUUUCAACGUCGAGUAGAGCGCACGCAUGAGGCGCCACUGCUGCGCGCGUUGAGUGAACUCGAGAGUCUUGGUGAGCGCUGGAAAAGCCAUGCCUUACAGCUUUCGGCCGCAGGGAAGGAAAAACACGAGGGGGAGGGCACGGUUGGUGCUGCUUCCAGUGGUCUUCUGCAGGAGACCUCGAAGGAGGCACUGCGGGAGCUUGUUCUGGAAAAGGCAAUUGAGGCGGAUGAAUUACUCACACAGUACGUUGUGCAGCUGGACAUGGCGCCGGUGGGAGACAGUAUCGAUCUCAGGAAGGAGCGUAAGGAGUCCAUCGUUGCUGCCUCAGCAUUGGCGAAGCGCAUCGAGGUGUGGACGCAUCUGCCGCCGCACCAGCAGCAAUAG
Messenger RNA from Trypanosoma rangeli, 843 nucleotides. RefSeq lists its product as uncharacterized. NCBI's taxonomy places the organism in Eukaryota, Euglenozoa, Kinetoplastea, Trypanosomatida, Trypanosomatidae. Bases 1 to 843 code for a protein of 280 amino acids. The transcript has a single exon. The record is from RefSeq and is a predicted model, not a curated record.